AUGUCGUCGACGGCUGACGAGUCGCUACCGCUAUUCCACGAGAACACUGCUGGCCAAGGCCAACAAGACAACAUGGUCCCCAACACCAAAAAAGCCCAAAUCGAAUGCAUUUCGGACGAUGCCCUCAUUCAUCUCAAGUCCUACAAGUACUCCAGCGUCGACAAGUCGCCUGUCUCCAAGUACAUUCUCGGUCCUUGGUGGAACUUUUUCGUCACCCUGUUGCCGCUAUGGAUGGCUCCUAACAUGGUGACUCUCGUCGGCUUCUUCUUCAUCCUGGCCAAUGUCGCUCUUCUUGUCGUCUAUAUCCCUGACCUAAUCGGCCCCGGCCCUUCCUGGGUAUAUUUCAGUCUGGCUUUCGGCCUCUUCAUGUACCAGACCAUGGACAACGUCGAUGGCAAGCAAGCCCGCAGAACCGGCACCUCGAGCGGCCUCGGCGAACUCUUCGACCACGGCAUCGACUCUCUCAACUGCACCCUCGCUAGUCUUUUCCAGGUCGCCGCCAUGGCUCUCGGCGCCUCCCCCGCCGGCGUCUUCACUGCUCUCUGCCCUUGCGUCGCCAUGUUCUUCUCGACCUGGGAGACCUACCACACUCACACACUCUUCCUCGGGUUCAUCAAUGGCCCGACGGAAGGUUUGCUCAUUGCUUGCGGCAUCAUGAUUACUUCUGGCAUUUGGGGCCCCGAGGUUUGGAGUCAGCCAAUGGCAGGCAUAUUCGGCGACAGCCUGCCUGGUCUUUCUGAGCUGCUUGGCGACACGUCUGUCCGCGAUAUCUGGGUUCCCCUCGUCGCUGUUUCGCUGCUGGGCACGCACGUACCUUUUUGCGUCUUCAAUGUCAUCGAUGCUCGCCGCAAACAGGGCCUUCCCGUCGCGCCCGUCUUCCUCGAACUUGCGCCCAUGACCGUAUUUACCGUCACUAUCAGCGCCUGGCUCGCCUCGCCCUACAGCACACUUAUGAAGGAGAACCACUUGGUCUUGUUCUGCUGCACCAUGUCGUUUGUUUUUGGCCGGUUGACCACUAAGAUGAUCCUAGCCCACUUGACGCGCCAGCCCUUCCCUUACUGGACUGCCAUGCUCUGGCCUCUGGUCGGCGGCGCUGUUCUCACCAACCUGCCUCACAUCGGAUUCCCGCAGCUGAGUGCUAGUCUCGAGGCCUACUACCUCUGGGCCUACUUUGUGUACGCCGCUAUCCUUUAUUUUCGCUGGGCCUUUGUCGUCGUCAACGCCAUCUGCAACUUCCUGGGCAUCAACGCGCUCACUAUUCCCAAGGACAAGCAGAUCGCCAACAAGCGCGCUCACGAUGCUGCAAAGCUGCACUAA
This is a messenger RNA of Cordyceps fumosorosea ARSEF 2679, 1317 nucleotides long. Its product is annotated as sn-1,2-diacylglycerol cholinephosphotransferase. Gene Ontology annotation, molecular function: phosphotransferase activity, for other substituted phosphate groups. Gene Ontology annotation, cellular component: membrane. The coding region runs from base 1 to 1317 and encodes 438 amino acids. The record is from RefSeq and is a predicted model, not a curated record. Lineage: Eukaryota; Fungi; Ascomycota; Sordariomycetes; Hypocreales; Cordycipitaceae. The transcript has 4 exons. Gene Ontology annotation, biological process: phospholipid biosynthetic process.